Drosophila novamexicana is the source of this 6264-nucleotide messenger RNA. It is a transcript of the gene Ack-like, whose product is annotated as activated Cdc42 kinase-like. Gene Ontology annotation, molecular function: ATP binding; protein binding; protein tyrosine kinase activity. The record is from RefSeq and is a predicted model, not a curated record. Gene Ontology annotation, biological process: protein phosphorylation. Lineage: Eukaryota; Metazoa; Arthropoda; Insecta; Diptera; Drosophilidae. The transcript has 7 exons. The coding region runs from base 246 to 4625 and encodes 1459 amino acids.
UUAUAAUUGGUUGUUUCUUGCGCGUGCACAGCUGUUUUUAGCUUAACAGCUGCCACCACAAAAUAUUUGUUUACAUGUUAAACUCAAAAUGGCACUGUGGAUUAGCAGCAAAGUGUGACCUUACCAAUGGUGCAUUCUUGAGUUGGUAUAUUUCUAUAAAAUCAAAGUGGUGUUUUCAAUCUAGACGCUUGAGCUCACACUGGUAAAGAUGCAGUACUCCCAAACAAUGCACACGCAAAAAUAAAAUGGAGUGCCCACAAAUUGAUUUAUAUGAAUUCCUUACCGAGUCCGAACUGCAGCAGUACUACAAUGCCAUCAAAAACGAAUUAAAAAUAACAAAUGCAGCUCAAUUUAAAUAUGCAGCGGAUGAGGACUUACGUUUCAUUGGCCUGUCCCGGCCGGAAAUUCGAAGACUGCGCAAGUUCUAUGAAAAGCAUUUCCCCCACAGUUACCUCAGCAAAAUUAAGCGCCUGCUCCAAGCGCCCGCCACAAUUGUGAAGCGUGAGGACGGCGCAACCGGGCAGACAACAAACGAGACCAGCGCCGCUGCAGCCACCGCCACAGCGACGAGAAAUGGCAGCAGUUCACCGGGCGGCAAGGUGCCCAACAACAAGCACAUCAUACCAGCUGAUUCGAUUAGCGUUAAUAAGCAACUGGGCAUCGGGGAGUUCGGCAUUGUGCAGCAGGGCGUCUGGACGAAUGGCAGCGAGCGGAUUCAAGUGGCCAUCAAGUGCCUGUGCCGCGAACGCAUGCAAUCGAAUCCCAUGGAAUUUCUCAAGGAGGCAGCCAUAAUGCAUUCGAUCGAGCACGAGAACAUUGUGCGCCUGUACGGCGUGGUUCUGGCAACCGAUUCGCUGAUGCUUGUUACGGAACUGGCGCACCUUCGUUCCUUACUCGAGUGCCUUAAGGAUUCCGGGUUGCGUGUCAGCUUUCUCACAAUACCCACGCUCUGUGAGUUCGCGCUGCAGAUCUGCAACGGCAUGCGCUAUCUGGAGCAGAAGCGACUCAUACACAGGGAUUUGGCUGCACGGAAUAUUCUGGUAUUUAGUAAGGAUAAGGUGAAAAUCUCGGACUUUGGACUGUCGCGUGCGCUGGGUGUGGGCAAGGACUACUACAAGACGAACUUCAAUGUAAAUCUAAAGCUGCCGAUUGCCUGGUGUGCGCCCGAAUGCAUCAACUACUUGCGGUUUACCAACGCUUCCGAUGUGUGGGCCUUUGGCGUUUGCCUCUGGGAGAUGUUCUCCUAUGGCUUUCAGCCCUGGGCGGCACUGACAGGUCUGCAGAUACUGGAGGCCAUCGAUGCACCGAAUUAUCAGCGCCUCGAGCAGCCGGACUGCUGUCCCCGAGAGUAUUACACGUUGAUGAUGAAGUGCUGGCAGGACGAUGCGGCCAAGCGGCCCAAGUUUAGUGAAAUCUAUGAACAGCUGCCCGAUAUGAAGCCCGAGCAGCUCAAGGCCGUCGUCAACUGCGUGGAGCCGAAAAAAGAUCAUCUGCUGUAUCGCCAGGGCGAUAUAAUAAGCGUGCUUGAUCGCAAUACGGGCACGCCUUUCUGGAAAGGCGUUUUGGGUACUGGAAAGACUGGAUACUUCAAUCCCUCAAACACGGUCGCAUUCCUGGAGGGCCUGCCCUGCUCUUCCAAUCGUGAUUCCUUCAGUCGCGUUGGCGACCAUCGCAUAAGCAAGCGCAAGCUGCGCACGGAAAUGAUUUCAAAGCCGCAGAAUGACUUUAAGCAUACCGGACACGUGGGCAUCGAUGGCGCCACCUUUGGUGAUAUCGCCUUCCUCGGCAGCUCCCAAAAUUACAAUCAUGUGCCCAAGCAGAUUGUGACGCCCUACAAGCCGUCGGAGGAUAUAGAGCAGACGCCGCUGCUGCUGCCGCCGACGCCCACCAGUCCGGAUUCGCUGCAAACAGCUAGCGGUUAUUUUCCGGAAGGCGGUGGCACUUCAAUGAAUCCCACAUUUAUUCCCUCCACGGAGCACACGCCCAACUUGAUACCCAGCAAUGGGCACAGCUCAUUUGACUUUACCGGCUCCACAAAUCCCUUUGCCUCGCACAAACUAGACGAGGAGCAGCUCGCCUAUGCGCUACAGAACAACAACUAUGGCGCCGAUGGCAAGAGCAUCCACUCAGAACCCAACUGGCGCGCCAGUUCACGCAAUACGACCGACGAUCCGCACGAGUAUCACGAGAUAUCCGACGAUGAGAUCGCUGGCGAUAAGCUUGACUUCGGGCCCUCGCUGCUGGACGAAAUUAACUCAAUGUUUGGAUCAAUCAGCGGCGCCUCUGGUAGCCAGCCAAAGUCGCCCGAUUUUGAUCAUGUGAACACAAAAAACGAAUUCGUUGAGAUGUCGGCGAAGUUUGGCCACAAAACUGGCGACAGCAAUGGAAACAAGCAUGGCCAUGGACACGGACAUGGACUGCUGUCCAAAAAGAAGACAGCGACGGGCACUGUUAAGCCCAUUUCGGUCAAGGAUGAGAAAAUACUGAAUCAUGCCAUCGAAAUUGCCAACGAGAUUAGCGCCAGAUCCAUGAUUGAUUUGGUAUCUGAUCAUACGCCAGCCACGCACAGUCCCAAGCGCAAGUUCAGCUUUCGUUUUCCGCAUUUGAGCAGCGGCGGCGGCGGCGGAGAUAAGUCAAGUGGCGUUCUGGGUAGCGCUGCUGGCGGCUCUGCGCUAACACCUACGCAUGGCAAUGCCUCGCCCUUCUCCAAGAAGAAGAACUUUACGGAGGAGCUGCAAAGCAUACCCGAUAUACAGCGGUUUCGCUCUCUAAGCGAGAUCAAGAACAGCUCCGAGCUGCGCAUACCCAUAUUCGACAAGGAGAGCUCCGACUUUCUCUUUGAGAAGUCACGCGAGAUACUCAGCCGUCCGCUGAACAGGGAGCUCCACAGCGAGGAGUCGAGAGAGCGAGAGCCAAAGAGCAUAAAUGAUAAUAUAAUGGACAUUGAGAAUACUCUGAAGGCGCUCAAUCUGGACUUUAUGCACACGUACACGGAGCUGGACAAGAGCGACUCGAACGACACCAUUUUGAAUGAUCAGCUGCCGCAGCUGGUGGGCUCCUUGGACGAUGGCAUCAGCAGUGCCAACGGCAGCCUGAAGUCAGCUGUCUACAGCUACAGCAACGGGGUGCAGACCAUGUUUGAUUUCAAUGCGGCAACAAGUCACCUGGACAAGCAUCUGCAAUAUAUGCACAACCAGGCGCAGCUGCACAGCCAACAGCCGGAGCAGAAGCUGCUCGAGGACAAGCGCAGCAGCACGCCAGACACGGGCUUUGCCUCGCGGGACACCAACAUAUCGCUGUCGCGUCGCAGCAGCCAGAAGAGCAGCUAUAGCCCCCAGGAGAGCUACUUUCCCAUGAAGACCGAGACGCUGUACAGUGCGCCGCCGGUGGUCAUGAGCAGCGGCUACGAGCGCUUCGGCAAUGGCCACACCAAGCAGCUGCUGGCCAGCGCCUCGCCCGUCAAGUCUUGUCUGAAUGCCAGCAACAGCUCCGUUUAUGCAGCGGCUGCCAAGAGCUAUCGCCAGCGCUCCACCUCCUUUAAUGAGAGCUUCCAGCCCAUUUCACCGGUUCUGUCGGACGCCAAGCAGCGCCAUUUUCGCCAGGAACCACUGCUCCAACAGCAGGUCCACCAGCAGCUGCAGCAGCAGCAGCAGGCGCCGCUACCCAGACGUUCCGCCUCCUACAAGCCGCGCUCAAUCCGCGCGCGCACCUUGCGCCGGCUCAGCUACAAUCCCAUGACUCUCGACUCGAGCAGCUCGUCCAGCGGUGACGAGGAGCCCAGCAAGCCCAGCUUGGCGCGCUCCGAGUGUGAUAUACGCGCCCGCGUUGCUGCCAGCUCCAGCAACUCGCUGAGUCGUCGGCGUCGCGCGGGCCUUAGCCGACAGGUGCAGUCCGCCUGCCAAGAUGAACGGGAGGUCGUCAUAUCGCCACGGCAACUGUAUGGCUCAAACUCCAGCAUCAAGUCGGCGCCGCACUACAACCUGGGCGGCAAUAGGCGCAGCUUCCAUCGACCGGGCACCGGCUACGAGCAGUUCCACUAUGAUGAGCGCAUCUAUGAUUUUGGCGGACGCGGACCGGGCAACAAUUACACGGCACAAAUGGCCCAGCAUACGCUGCUGGCAACCACGCAAUCGCAGAAGCUUAGCUCCGGCUCGGGCUCCUCUUCGGCGGCCUCCUCCGCGGUGGCCACCUACCGCACUGCGACGGCUGCGGUGCCGCGUCCCAUGAGCGGCGCCACGCUGCACGAGUUCGACAUAAGUCGACUCACGGGCAAGAGUCCCACGUCGACUAACUUUGUGGGCAGCUCGCCGGACGAGCGACAGCUAUCCAACAGCGCCCAGACGCAGCUGCCAGGAAAGCCGCAGCGACCUACAGAGUUCCACUGGCCCGAGAAGAUACACGCCUCGGCGGUGCAGCAGCACGAAAUGCACUGGCGCCAGCUCCAGCUUCAGCAGCAGCAGCAGCAACAACUGGCACAGCCUCAGCAGCUGCCCCUGGUGCCCCUCGUAACAGCUGCUCAUGACUCAAGCGACAGCAGCUCCUCAUCCAGCACGGAGAGCGGGGAUGAGUUUCAGUUCCGACGUGAAUUCGUUGCGCCGCGCAUUCCGCCCAGCCCGGCUCCAUAACUAAGGAAAAUGCUGAAAUAUGUUCUCAAUUUACUAUUCGGUCAUGUGCUCUCGGAUUAGGGCAGUGCCUCGCCCCGCCCCCAAGUGGUGUGCGUGUGUGCGCGUGCGCGUGUGUGCGUGUGUGUGUGAUGUAGUGUGGUGUGUGUCGCCAGGUGUGUCGAAGAGUAAAUUGUAGAAAUAUUUACAGCCAAUAUUUAUUAGUCUAUACAUAUACCAUAUAUAUAUAUUUUGGAUUUGAAUAUUUGGGAGAGUGCCUUAUUCGGAAACACGGAAGACCUCUCAGAACGGAUGAUAAUAAUACGCGUAAUGUGCACUUGCAUAGCUAACAAAAGCAGUUACAGUUACAGUUACACAGAAACAGAUACAGAUACAGAUACAGUUUACAGAUGCAGAUACAUUUCAAUUCAAUUGAGAUUAAAGAUAAGCAAUAUCCAAAGCCAGUUCAGGGCCCUGCCGAAAGGGGGAACCCCAUUAAACUAAACAGCUCAAUAAUCAUUAAAGCAAUAUUAACUAGCUGCAAUAUAUUCAAAAAAAAAAAAAAAAAAAAAAAAAAAAAAAAAAAAAAAAAAAGAUAAAGACAAGCAAGCAGCAAGCUUCGGCUGUUCGAAGAUUAAAUACCCUAGCAGACAGAUAUUUAAUAUAUUAAUUAAAACUCGAUUUCCAUUCCUGUGGGAAUUAGAUGAAAUAGUGGUCCGAUUGAAUUACCGAGAGAUCAGUUCGUGUGGAGCACGCCGAAUAAGAUAGUUCAAUCAGCUUGACAGAUACCCUAUAACUAUAUGCAAGCUGUCUUCCUCAGAGCAUACAAGUAAAAUGUAGUACAAUUUAAAUAGUCACUGCAAGGGUAUAACGCAUUGCAAAAAGACUCGAAAAACACUUAGCAUAGAGCUCAACUCAGAAAGGCUUCCAAGACAAGGCUACGCACUCCAGAAACGACGCUGGCAACAACAAAAACAAAACAAUUUCCUACAGAUUCCUCAGACAUCAUCAUAUUAUCAUCCGCAAACAGAGCUUGGUUGUCAGGGUCGUGACAAGAUGAAGAAAAGGUAGAUAAGAAAAAGAAUAUCAGUAUUAGCAUUCCAUUUAAAACACAGAGGACACUGACAACACCUCACCAAAAUAUGACAGGGUAUAAAAAAAAAUGAGAACAACAAGAACAACACACAUAACAACAGUCAUCACACGCACACACACACACACACGCACACCAACCGUUGACAAUCCUUCACCGAAAACAACAUCCCAAAAGAAUUCCAACAUAAUAUAAACCAAAAAGUUGAAGAAGAAAAAAAACUCGUACAUAUGCAAAUGUGUAUUAUGUGCCAUAUCCUUACGCUUGCAUUUUUACUAUACUAUAUAUAAUUGAUAUACUAACUAUAUAAAACUGAUUAAAGCUCUAUUCGUAUACCAUGUGGAAAUGUACGAAAUGUAUUGUGAGAGAAAGAGUAUUUGCUGCUUCGAAGUAAACCGAGUUGUGCGCUUGUCCAAAUUUCAAGCGUCUACAUUUUUUUUAUAGAGCUCCAAUCGGGAACUAGAUACUCGAAUAAUGUAUUUGAAUUGAACGAUUUGUCAGUCGCAUUCUGUGCAUUUAAUGAUAAAGCUAACCGAAAACGAAGCAAACACAAAAUUACUUAUAUACAAA